Molecule: messenger RNA, 2529 nt
Organism: Aspergillus homomorphus CBS 101889
Lineage: Eukaryota; Fungi; Ascomycota; Eurotiomycetes; Eurotiales; Aspergillaceae
Gene: aguA
Product: alpha-glucuronidase
Exons: 1
Coding region: 1-2529 (842 amino acids)
Biological process (GO): xylan catabolic process
Cellular component (GO): extracellular region
Molecular function (GO): alpha-glucuronidase activity
Source: RefSeq, a predicted model, not a curated record
AUGGGACAUUCCAGCUUUACAUUCUUGGUAUGGGGCCUCUUGUUCUCACUGGCAGCGGCAGAGGAUGGGUUCGCUGGCUGGUUGCGAUACGCUCCGGUACCUUGUGACUCUGUUUGCCUGCAAGGGCUUCCUUCAAGACUUAAUGUGUUGAACAACACCAAGGGAAGUCCAAUUGAAAUAGCAGGUCUCGAAUUGGCGACCGGAUUACAGUCCAUCGUCUCCAAGAACCUGACAAGUACGCAACCACGUUGCGAUGUAUCAGAUUCAAUCUUGGUUGCAACACUUGAGCAAUACAAACAUAGGUGCAACACGGCCGUCGAUAUCCCCGAACUUGAUCAAGAUGGCUUUUGGCUGCGAUCGACUGGCAAGAGCGUCCAAAUCUUGGGGCAGAGUGAGCGAGGGGCUUUGUAUGGAGCAUACGAGUAUCUUUCUCUCUUAGCCCAAGGCAACUUCUCCCAUGUUGCUUAUGCAAGCAACCCACAUGCUCCGAUACGCUGGGUCAACCAGUGGGAUAACAUGGACGGAGUUAUCGAAAGAGGCUACGGUGGUUUGUCGAUAUUCUUCAAAAAUGGCCGGAUCGUUGAUGAUUUGGCGCCGGUCAAACAAUAUGCCCGUCUUCUAGCGUCGGUUCGGAUCAAUGGUCUUGUCGUCAAUAACGUCAAUGCGAAUGCCACUCUUCUCACGCCAGAAAACAUGAAGGGCCUGGGUCGGAUUGCAGAUGUAUGCCGAUCGUACGGUGUCCAGAUCGGCGUUUCGCUCAACUUCGCGUCUCCCAAGACCCUAGGCGGCCUGGACACUUUUGAUCCACUUGAUGCAACCGUCAUUGCCUGGUGGAACAAUAUUACAAACAGUUUGUAUGACCACGUUCCCGAUCUGGCAGGGUAUCUAGUCAAAGCCGACUCUGAGGGUCAGCCUGGGCCGAACACAUACAACCGGACAUUGUCGCAAGGUGCCAAUCUUUUCGCGCGAGCUCUCCAACCGCACGGAGGCGUUCUUAUGUAUCGCGCUUUUGUCUACGACAGUAAUUUGAACGAGUCAGACUGGAAGGCAGACCGAGCGAAGGCCGCAGUUCAAUACUUCAAAGAUCUGGACGGCGAGUUUGAGGAGAAUGUGGUCGUGCAAAUCAAAUACGGGCCCAUUGAUUUUCAAGUGCGCGAGCCCGUGUCGCCCCUCUUCGCGAACCUCUUCAAGACCAAUACUGCCAUCGAGCUCCAGGUGAGCCAGGAAUAUCUGGGUCAACAAAACCAUCUGGUCUACCUUCCACCGCUGUGGAAGACUAUCCUUGACUUUGACCUUCGAGUCGAUCACAAACCCUCGCUGGUGCGAGACGUCAUAUCCGGGGAGCGGUUUAACCGUACUCUGGGUGGUUGGGCGGCUGUCGUCAACGUUGGUACCAAUACGACGUGGCUGGGCAGCCAUAUUGCGAUGUCGAAUCUAUACGCAUAUGGGCGACUGGCCUGGAGCCCUACACACAAUUCGGAGCAGAUUCUGAAAGACUGGACACGGCUCACCUUCGGGUCCAGGCCCCAGGUCAUCGACACCAUCACCAACAUAUCCAUGGCCUCUUGGCCCGCUUACGAGAAAUACAGCGGAAACCUGGGCAUACAGACUCUGACAGACAUCUUAUAUACCCAUUACGGCCCUAAUCCUGCCUCCCAAGACAACAACGGCUGGGGCCAAUGGACUCGAGCAGACCACCUAUCCGUAGGCAUGGAUAGAACUGUCGCAAACGGCACCGGGUACACAGGUCAAUAUCCUGUGGAGAUCGCUCAACGAUACGAAUCUCUCAACUCGACCCCCGAUGACCUGGUGCUAUGGUUCCACCAUGUCCCGUGGACCCACCGACUUCACUCCGGCAAGACGGUCAUCCAGCACUUCUACGACGCGCACUACGCCGGGGCCGAAAUCGCGCAGACAUUCAUCCGACAGUGGGAGUCCCUGCACGGGCUAAUUGACCAGGAAAGGUACGACGCAGUGCUCGAUCGGCUGACGUACCAAGCGGGACACUCGAUCGUCUGGCGCGACGCGAUCAACAACUUCUACUUCAAUAUGACGGGCAUACCAGAUCAGAAAAGACGGGUGGGCCAUCACCCGUGGCGCAUCGAGGCGGAGAGCAUGGCGCUGGACGGCUACAGGGCGUACACAGUGAGCCCGUUCGAGACCGCCUCAAACGUGACCGCCAUCGUGACUACGACCAACUCCACCGUCGGGACCGCCCGGACGACCCUCGGCUUCCCGGCGGGGACGUACGACAUCGCCGUGGGCUAUUAUGAUCUGCACGGGGGCGAGUCGCACUGGACGCUGGCUCUCAAUGAUAAGGUGGUGGGCGAGUGGGUGGGUAAUAUGCGCAACCACUCGCUGGGUAACUCUGUCUCCAUCUACUUGGACGGUCACUCGGCGACACGCGUCACGUUUCGCGGAGUCAAGGUGCAGAAGGGCGAUGAGUUGAAGAUUGUCGGUCGGCCUAAUGGCGUUGAGCCUGCGCCGGUGGAUUAUGUGGUGUUGCUUCCGGCUGGGGUGGUGGAUUAG